Molecule: messenger RNA, 2030 nt
Organism: Oryzias melastigma (Indian medaka)
Lineage: Eukaryota; Metazoa; Chordata; Actinopteri; Beloniformes; Adrianichthyidae
Gene: grsf1
Product: G-rich RNA sequence binding factor 1
Exons: 9
Coding region: 202-1335 (377 amino acids)
Biological process (GO): regulation of RNA splicing
Cellular component (GO): nucleoplasm; ribonucleoprotein complex
Molecular function (GO): RNA binding
Source: RefSeq, a predicted model, not a curated record
CAGAAUAUCAAUAAACCAAAAGAAAAAAACGUCAGAACUGUCCGUUAAACCAUCAUCCGGUUGCACCAGUGCGGUGGAGUUUUAUUGUGAAAACCGGAAAUACAAUCAGAGGGAGCGUGACCGUGAGACUUUCGUGCGCUGUCCUUGACUGUCGCGGGCCCACGUGAGUCGCUCUCAGAAGAGCCUCCGGUACCGGGAGAGAUGUCCGGUAAAUCCCUGCUGCUGCUGCGGCGCGGCCUCGCGGGGACAAAGCUGCUACUUCCGGCGUGGAUCCGAACCAGCGGCGGUUCUCCGCCGGUCCGGACCGUCUGUCUGCACGCGCUCUGCCGGCCUCUGGCCGCCGGGACGCGCUGCCGGCCCCGCUUCUACUCCAAGGGGGGAGAACCCGAGCAGGAGUACCCGCCGCUGCCGGCCUAUCACCCGGACAGCAGGGAGGUGUUCAUCGUGCAGGUGAAGGGUCUGCCCUGGUCCUGCUCGGUCCAGGACCUGCUGCGCUUCUUCUCAGAGUGCCGGAUCCGUGAUGGGGAGAGGGGCGUCCACCUGACCGUGGACCGGCUGGGGCGGCCGUCGGGGCGGGCCUUCAUCGAGAUGGAGCACGAGGAGGACGUGAGCAAGGCUCUGGAGAAGCACCGGCAGUACCUGGGGCCGCGGUACGUGGAAGUGUCUGAGGUGACCAACAGUGACGCCGAGGCCAUCCUGCAGCACGCGGCUCCGCCCCCCGCCGAGGACGGCGUGGUCAAGCUCAGAGGACUCCCCUUCUCCUGCUCUGAGGACGACGUCCUCCACUUCUUCUCAGGGCUGGACGUCGUGGAGAACGGGGUCACCAUGGUGACGGACGGCAGAGGAAGGAACUCGGGCGAAGCCUUUGUGCAGUUCAGCAGUCAGGAAGAGGCGGGAAAAGCUCUGCAGAAACACAGAGAGAUGAUGGGACACAGAUACAUCGAAGUGUUUCCCAGCAGAAGCAGCGAGAUCCGCUCCACCUGGAAGAGGAGGACUUCACCGCCUCCUCAGAGUGCUCCUCCCCCGCCCGCCGGCAGGCCGGCGUCUGCGCCACACAGACCCGUCUCUCCUCAGAGCUCGGAGGCGUCCAGACACUUCAUCCACAUGAGAGGCCUUCCCUUCCAGACGUCAGGGGAGGACAUCUCCAAGUUUUUCUCUCCCUACGUGGUGUCAAAGAUCAUGAUUGAGUGCGGGCCGGACGGUCGGCCCAACGGCGAGGCCGACGUCUACUUCAGCUGCCACAGGGACGCCGUGGCGGCCAUGUCCAGGGACCGCAUGAACAUCGGUCAUCGAUACAUCGAGUUAUUCCUGAACUCUGCGACCGACUCCGAGUGACGCGGAGACGAAACCAAAGACAAAGAUCCGUCAUCUUCGAUUCCCUCCGUUUGAGAUGCUCCAGGAUCCCUCUGGACAACAGAACACGUGAAGAACAUCUACAGACUGUCCUUUUAACAAUAAAAUCACACCGCGGUCUGUUUCUGGGACAGGGCGGAGCUGUUAACGGCGGUCACAUGUUCAUCUUUGAGACUUUAGUGCGUCAUGUAAUUCCUCUGCAGUUACAUAGCAGAACACUAGGUGGCGAGAGCGGCUACUUCGCCACAGAGGAGGAGCUGAAGAAGGAGGAGCUUGCUAAAGUUAGCAUGCUACUUUUUGAAGAUGGAGUUUACGGUUUGUCACGUUGAUGUUCAGAGAAAACUGGAAUUCUGCGGCGUGGAGCCCGGCAGGCGCCAGGUGGGGAAACAGGAAGUCGCCGUUGAGGGUUUGGACCUCCAGGACGUACAACAAACUUCACAACAUUAGUUUGUCUGAGGGUUCGAUACAGAACCAGAAUUGUUGUCCUGGUGAUUUAUGACAUCUUUGGCUUGCCGUACAACAUAAACUACAAAAACACGAAUUAAUCAGUAAGUCUGUGAGAAAAGUAAAAACGGUUUAGGUGGUGAGAAUAAAUAAAAAGGAUGUUGCUCUAAAGCAAAUUAAUAUUAUUGAAAUAAAAAUGAUUUCCUCUCAGUUAUUCUUCUGGAGGAUUAAGA